Messenger RNA from Ogataea philodendri, 1008 nucleotides. RefSeq lists its product as uncharacterized. The transcript has a single exon. The coding region runs from base 1 to 1008 and encodes 335 amino acids. Gene Ontology annotation, molecular function: DNA binding; protein dimerization activity. Gene Ontology annotation, biological process: DNA-templated transcription. The record is from RefSeq and is a predicted model, not a curated record. Lineage: Eukaryota; Fungi; Ascomycota; Pichiomycetes; Pichiales; Pichiaceae. Gene Ontology annotation, cellular component: RNA polymerase I complex; RNA polymerase III complex.
AUGUCUAACAUCAUCAACAUCGAGCACGACCGCGUCUCGAACACAACGGCCACGGACUUCCCCGGGUACUCUGCAAACGGCGAGCAUGCGUGGGACCUGGCCGAGUUCAAACGGCAGUUCAAGCUGGACAUCUCGUACAUCACGUCCAGAACUGCGAAUUUCGACCUUGUGGGUGUGGAUUCGUCGGUGGCCAACGCUUUCCGGCGGAUCAUGAUCGCAGAGGUGCCCUCGGUGGCGGCCGAGUACGUGUACAUCUUCAACAACACGUCUGUGAUCCAGGACGAGGUGUUGGCGCACAGAAUCGGGCUUGUGCCUUUAAAGGUGGACCCGGACAUGUUGACGUGGAUCGACCCGAACGCAGAGGAAGAGGACAAGUUCACCGACGAGAACACCGUGGUGUUGUCGCUGGACGUCGCAUGCACCAGAAACCCAGACGCGGUGCCGGGAAACAACGACCCUGAGAACCUGUACCGGAACUCCAACGUCUACGCCAGAGACCUCAAGUUCGAGCCAAACGGCCGCCAGGUGACGCAGUUUGCCAGCACGCCUGUUGUGCCGUGCGACCCGGACAUUCUGAUCGCCAAGCUGCGGCCAAACCAGGAGAUCUCGCUGCGUGUGCACUGUGUUCUGGGCAUUGGGGCCGACCACGCCAAGUUCUCGCCAGUGAGCACGGCCUCAUACAGACUGCUGCCCACGAUCGACAUCAAGCAGCCCAUCACGGGCGCGGACGCGGUCAAGUUCCAGAAAUGCUUCCCGUCCGGCGUGAUAGGCAUCGACUCGAACGGCUCCGCGUACGUUGCGGACGCCAGAAAGGACACUGUUUCCAGAGAGGUGCUCAGACACAAGGAGUUCGACGGAAAGGUCAAGCUGGGCCGCAAGAGAGACCAUUUCAUCUUCAACGUGGAGUCCACGGGCGCCAUGCCCCCAGAAGAGAUUUUUUACAAGUCGAUCCGCGUGCUCAAGACCAAGGCCGAGUACCUGCGCAGCUGUCCUAUCGGCAAUCUGUAG